UCAAACCCUAAGCUAUUCUUCUUAUUCUCUCUCUUCCCCAUCAAACCUCUCCGAUCCUCUCUACUGGAGAACCCUAGUGCCACCUUCACGCUCCGAUUGCCGCUGCAACAAACACCAUCUUCCAAAAUUAAACUGAUCAAAGUGUCUCUCAUCAUCUCUACUUCAAAACUCCUCGAUCAAUUUUUGAUUCUGUCAUGGAGGAACAAUUCAUAUUUAGAGUUCCGCCUAACGUUGCGGAGCAGAUAGAGCGUCUUCUUAACGAAAGCAAUCAUUCUUCGUCGUCUGAGGACAAGUCGCUAGAUUUGCAAUUUACCGAGGAUGGAAGAAGCGGCAGAAGCGGCGAGUUUGUUAUUGGGGAUGACCACUUCCCAGCUUAUCUACUUGACCUUCCUUCUAUUGUUGAAUCAUACAAGACUUACGACGAUAACUCUUUGGUCAAGACCGCCGAUAUUAGUCAGAUAGUUAUGGUGAGUGAAUCCGGUGACGCUGCUCCAGAUGUAAUUGAGUGUAGACAUGGCCUCACCCCUCCCAUGAGAGACGCACGCAAAACUUUGAUCUUCUACUCUUCCUCUCUAUUCAUCUACUUUUUUGGAUUCAAUUUUGGUUUUUAUGGUUAGGUUAUAAUCUAAUUGGAUUUUUUGUUUGAUAGGAAUAGAAUUGGGAUACUUCUUCAUUGUUCCUGCAAACGCAAUGUUACAAUAGAUCUGAAAUGGGACCAACUUUUGUUAGGUCCCUAUGUUGUGUAAACUAAUUUUUAUUUUAGUUAGAGUGUACUGAUGUUGACAGAAAUAUAUGCAGUGUAAUGUAAUUUGAUGCUUCUCGGGCUUUAUAUUUUUUCUCGGGUUUUAUGUUCUAUCUAAUUGAAUUGAAUCAAUUUAUUGACUCUUAACUAAUUCUCAUGUUUAUUGUUGCAGAGUGUAUUCAAAAGAUUGGUUUGUCUCUCUCAGUAUGCCUCUGUUUAUUAAUUUUAUAUAUAAGUUUCAAAGUUUAGUAGAAUUUUCUCAUUUUAUAAUUUGUAUGUGCAGUUUUGUGUUA
Vicia villosa (hairy vetch) is the source of this 1035-nucleotide messenger RNA. RefSeq names its product transcription initiation factor TFIID subunit 7-like. Gene Ontology annotation, biological process: RNA polymerase II preinitiation complex assembly; transcription initiation at RNA polymerase II promoter. Gene Ontology annotation, cellular component: transcription factor TFIID complex. The record is from RefSeq and is a predicted model, not a curated record. Lineage: Eukaryota; Viridiplantae; Streptophyta; Magnoliopsida; Fabales; Fabaceae. The coding region runs from base 195 to 617 and encodes 140 amino acids. Gene Ontology annotation, molecular function: RNA polymerase II general transcription initiation factor activity. The transcript is spliced from 3 exons.